Molecule: messenger RNA, 2700 nt
Organism: Trifolium pratense (red clover)
Lineage: Eukaryota; Viridiplantae; Streptophyta; Magnoliopsida; Fabales; Fabaceae
Exons: 13
Coding region: 241-2484 (747 amino acids)
Source: RefSeq, a predicted model, not a curated record
AUCCAAUCAGAUUCUGACAGAAUUAAUUAAUACGAAAAAACGACUACGAAAAAUUGAAGUUACUUCUUCCUCUUCUCGCUCUUUCUUCUUCCCUCUUCUCUCACCUUUCUUCUUCCAUUUAUCUUCUUCAAAACCCGAAUGCCACUUCUCAAAACCUCAACAAACAAAAACCAAACUCUUCUUCCUCUCUAAUCUCUCACAAAUUUCAUUUCAUUUAAUUUCAUCUCCGGUGAAACACCGAUGGCCGAACAAUUUUCCAGCUCCGUCCAAUUCGGCCUCAACCUCUCUAAAAGAAUUCAUCACACUCCGAUGCCGUUACCGGAGAUGACGAGGUCGUCGGAGGAAUUUUUACCGACGGCGCCGAUGUGUUAUGCGGUGAUACCUGAUCCGCAAGUAGUAGAUAAUCCGGAUAUUAGAAGCUAUCAACCGUAUGUGUACGGACUGUGUGAUCCUCCGGCGUUGAUACCGCUUCAGCUUCAAGGAAUUGAAAUGGAAGUUGAGUGUUGUUUGGAUACGGCGUUUGUGACGGUUACAGGACGGUGGCGCGUGCACUGUGUUACCGGAAGUAGUUUGUGUGAUUGUCAAGUUGCUAUUCCAAUCGGAGAACAGGGUUCACUUCUAGGUGUCGAGGUUGAUGAUUCUGGAAGAUCCUAUCACACUGAAUUGGUUUCUCUGAAAGAUGAAAAAGAUAAGCAAAAAAUGGCCAAAUCUAAAGAUGGAUACUUUUUGAAAAGCCAAAUAUACAUUGUUAAGAUUCCACAGUUUAAGGGAGGCUCCAUCUUUUCAGUUAAGAUGAAAUGGUCCCAGAAAAUAUUAUUUCAUGAUGGUGAAUUCCGUCUUACCGUCCCUUUCUGUUUUCCUUCAUAUGUCAACCCUGUUGGAAGAAAAUUUUCCAAGAAAGAGAAGAUAUUUUUGAAAUUGAAUUCUGGUACUGCAAAUGAAGUGUUAUGCAAAGCUACUAGUCAUCCACUUAAGGGACUAAUGAGCCAAGCUGGAAAAUUAAGUUUAUCAUAUGAAGCAGAAGUACCAGCUUGGUCAAGUACAGACUUCAGUUUCUCGUACACGGUUUCUUCAAGUGACAUAUUUGGCGGUGUUCUCUUACAAUCCCCUUUCCUGCGUGAUUUUGACGAAAGAGAGAUAUUCUGCCUGUAUCUUUACCCUGGAAAUUGCCAAGAGAGAAAGGUUUUUAAAAGGGAUGUGGUGUUCGUAGUAGAUAUAAGUGCAAGCAUGAAGGGAAUUCCUCUUGAAAACGCAAAGAAUGCGCUACUAGCAUCACUCUCUCAAUUAAACCUGCAAGAUACUUUUAACAUUAUAGCUUUCAAUGGCGAGGCCUAUUUAUUCUCGCCAUCGAUGGUAACAGCUACAAAUGAAGCAAUUUUGAAGGCUUCCACGUGGGUUGACACUACUUUUAUAGCAAAUGGUGGUACUAACAUCAUGCAUCCCUUAACUCAGGCAAUGACCUUACUUCGAAAAUCAAGUGACUCGGUCCCUCUUAUUUUUCUUGUUACUGAUGGGGCCGUUGAGGAUGAGAGAGAGAUAUGUGAAUUUGUGAAAAGCUAUGUAACAAGUGGGAAAUUGGUUCGCACACCGCGCAUAUCCACGUUUGGCAUAGGUUUAUAUUGUAAUCACUACUUCCUGCAAAUGCUAGCACAAAUCGGGCGGGGUCACCAUGAUGCCGUUUAUGAUUUAGAUACAAUUGACAUCCGAAUGCAACGGCUAUUUAGCACUGCUUCAUCAGUUAUAGUUGCUGAUAUCACCAUCAAAAGUUUAGAAGGUCUUGAUUCACAGGAGCUGUUCCCAAGUCAUAUUCCUGACCUAUCAUUUGGAAGUCCAUUGAUCAUAUCAGGCAGAUACAAUGGAACUUUUCCUGAACUAGUUAAGGUUACUGGUACAUUUGCAGAUAUGACCAGCUUCGUAGUGGACCUUAAAGUGAAAAGAGAAAAGGAUAUGCAACUCACUAAUGUCUUUUCAAUGAGACAUAUCGACCUAGUCACUGCUCAUGCUUGGUUAUUAGAAAGUGAAGAGCUGGAGGAGAAGGUUUCUAAAAUGAGCAUUCAAAAUAACGUCCCGUCAGAGUAUACCUGCUUGGAGAUGAUUCUUGUCAAGAAAGACGAUGUCAAGAAGGCAUCGGACAACUUUCUGUUACAAAAGGCAUACAGCCAACUUAGCUUCAAGGGAAUAGAACAUGACAUCCCGAAGUUAUUUCUUGGAGGAUUGAGUCAUGGAUUUGGUGACUCGAAAGCAACUGCUGAGAACAUUCCACCAGCAACAAAAGAAGAAAAACAAGGACUAUUGGAGAUGGCAGCUUCUACUUGUUGCGGUAAGGUAGCUGACACAUUUUGUUGCAUGUGUAUGCUAAAGGCUUGCUCUUUUGUCAAUGAUGGAUGCACCAUAGUUUGUACUCAACUUUGUGCAGCAUUGGCUUGUUUUGAGUUAAUUAAAUGUUGUAUGGAGCUCUGUGACUGUGAUUGUGAUUGCUUGUAAUGAAAUCAUAUGUCAAGUUAGGUGAUGAUUAUGGGGUGCCAACAUAGUUGGGAUGUCAUAGUUAUUAUGUGAUGCCUGUGCACGCUAAUGUUUUAUAUAAAAAAAAAAAAUUAUAUGUCCAGUUGAACAUAAGAUUAUCUGUUUAGUAUUAAAACUUUGCUAAACAGUGUAUGUACUACGUAAGUUAUUGCAUAAUAGUGUCUACAAUUAAUAACA